AUGACUGGGACGAUCAUUAAACCUGUAGAUUCCACCACAAAUGCAGGUUAUGUUCCGACAGAAAAUAUCUUCGCCUACCUCUUUCAGGAUCAACAAGUCUGGAGACGCUUCCCUGCCCAGGAUGACAAGGUUGUCUUCCACGAACCCCUUACAUCGCAAGAUCUUCUAUACGGGCGCGUACGAGACGACAGCCUCCGGUUUGCGCACUCUCUGUCUAAGCUCGUUGUCAACGUGCCACCCAAGGAUGACUUUGGAGUUCCAGGCGCUAUUGUAGGCCCAGUUGUGAUGAUCCACCUCCCAAAUUGCUGUGCCUUUCCCGUCAUCUUCUUGGGCGGUGUUGCAGCGAAUUGUACGAUGAAUCUUGUCAGUCCCGCUCUCGGUCCAAAUGAGCUCGUGCAUGUUAUGGAACUCGUCCAUCCAGACGUAGUCUUCACACAGCCCGGGGAACUCGGGGAGGAAACACUGGAAAAAGCUUUCAACCUUCUUCCGGAAAGUCGCACAAAACCGAAAGUAUUCACUGUCGAUGUCCUGCAGUACCCAACGGAUUCUUCCUUGCCGCCUAGUUCUGUGUCUGAUUGGCUGUCCUUGCUGGGAAUGUCCUCUUUUCAGGUCGCGCCUAUGGACGCUGAUGAACACGCAAAUCGCGUUGCAUGUAUUAUGUGGUCGUCGGGCACCACCGGAAAGAGCAAAGGGGUCAUGCAUUCCCACCGAUCCCUUACUGCGGUCACUGUGCUCUGGGAGAAAUAUGGAUCCUGGGUGGGAAUUGACUCUAUCUGGAUCGCAUUACCACCCUUUUACCAUAUAAUGGGCCUCACGACUGUGAUGUUACAAGGCUUACGCUUUGGUACCAAAAUGGUCAUCAUGCGGAAAUUUGACCUCGAAGCUUAUCUACGUCUCAUUGUCGAACACCAUGUGACAUACCUGUGCGUUGUACCACCUCUGGCCCUGGCAUUGACGAAGACGCCUUUCUUGGACGAACCAUGGUGUGAUCUCUCUUCGGUUAGAAGCAUCGGGUGUGGGGCCGCCGCUCUGGGAGAGGACGUCAUUCGCGAAUUACGCCGCAAAACAGGAGCAGCGGUUUACAUGGGGUAUGGGCUGACUGAGACCGGACCCUGCACCAAUUUCCCUGAAUCCUCCUGGAAUGCUAUUGAACAAUACCCAGGAUAUUCCGGGCAGAUUUUUCCUGAGGUGCAAGUCCAGAUCCAGGACGAGGCCGGUCGUCCUCUGCCUCCCGGACAGGCAGGCGAGAUUUUGCUGCGUUCAAACUUACAAAUGCUGGGAUAUGUCCGAAACCCGAAAGCAAACGCAGAGACCUUCACGAACGACGGGUUCGUUCGUACCGGAGACAUCGGUAUUUUGGAUGACGAGCGGUUUAUCAAGAUUAUCGACAGGAUAAAGGAUGUGAUCAAAUACAACGGUUUCCAAGUAUCCCCAGUGGAAUUGGAUGCAGUAAUAGGUGCAUUGCCUUCGGUCCUCGACGUCGGAACGACCUCGAUCUACUCGGAACAGCAAGCAUCCGAGCUGCCAAUUGCAUAUGUUGUCCCUCGCUCUGCAGAGCUACUGGCAGCUGUCAAGCGUGACAAGAAGAACCACCCUGGUCUGAGGGCAUUUGCUGAAGAAAUAUACAGCACUGUUGAGAGCCGGUGCGCAUAUUACAAGUGGUUGAGGGGAGGCAUUGUGUUGUGCGAUUCAGUUACAAAGUCACCGACUGGGAAAAUCAUGCGGAGACAACUGAAGGACAUCACGGGGAUUUACAUACCCUUCAAGAGCACCGGUGAUCUUAAAGCCAAGCUAUGA
Molecule: messenger RNA, 1797 nt
Organism: Dacryopinax primogenitus
Lineage: Eukaryota; Fungi; Basidiomycota; Dacrymycetes; Dacrymycetales; Dacrymycetaceae
Product: acetyl-CoA synthetase-like protein
Exons: 10
Coding region: 1-1797 (598 amino acids)
Biological process (GO): secondary metabolic process
Molecular function (GO): CoA-ligase activity
Source: RefSeq, a predicted model, not a curated record